AUGGACACUGAUGAGUUCCGAGCCAGUGGUCGCGAGAUGGUCGACUAUGUCGCUGACUACCUGGAGACCAUCGACAAACGCACCCCAUUUCCUUCAGUCUUGCCUGGGUACCUGAGGGAGCUGAUCCCAGACGAGGCACCCCUGAAUGGGGAGUCCUGGGAGGAGGUGAAAAAAGAUAUUGACAGGGUCAUCAUGCCAGGGGUGAGUAUCACCUAUUGCUAG
This is a messenger RNA of Lymnaea stagnalis (great pond snail), 222 nucleotides long. NCBI's taxonomy places the organism in Eukaryota, Metazoa, Mollusca, Gastropoda, Lymnaeidae. The record is from the annotation of a GenBank genome assembly.